Molecule: messenger RNA, 1170 nt
Organism: Emiliania huxleyi CCMP1516
Lineage: Eukaryota; Haptophyta; Isochrysidales; Noelaerhabdaceae
Exons: 6
Coding region: 1-864 (287 amino acids)
Biological process (GO): tubulin complex assembly; post-chaperonin tubulin folding pathway
Cellular component (GO): cytoplasm
Source: RefSeq, a predicted model, not a curated record
AUGGCCUCCCUGUCCUUGUCCGGCGACGCCUCCGCCGCCGCCGACCGGGCGCUUGCGGCGCGGCGCGUCAUGGACGAGCGCAUGGCGGCCCGCGCGAGGGAGGCGGAGGAGAAGAAAGCGGCCCGCGCAGCUGCCGCGGCGGACGCCGACGCCUCGGUCGCCGAGUUUGAGCAGGCCUUCAGCAGAGCGAACACAGCCGCGCUCGAUCAGCUGGAGGCGGCGGAUAGCGACGGCAUGGAGGCGUGCGCGGCGUCGGUGGCGGCUCUGCACGCGCUCAUCGCCGCCGCCGCGUCUGGGCUCCCGCCCGCCCUUCUCGAGGCGUCGCAGCGCAAGGCGCAGGAGGCGGACGCCCGCCUGAGCGCUGCCAAAGAGCGACUCGCCCCGAAGAAGCGCUUCGCCUUCCGCAACCGCCUCGAGGGGAUGGCCGGCUUCCGCAAGCAGAGCGACUGCGAGUUGGUGCGGCCGGCGGGCGGCGACGGUCCCGGCGAGUAUUCCCUCGAGGAGUUGCAGCGCUGCCGCGUCACGCUCCUCUCCUGGAGUCGCGCGUUCUGGCUGCGCAACCUCACCGGGUGCACCGUCCUCGCCGCGCCCGUCGCCGGAGCUGUCUACGUCUCGGACUGCGCCGACUGCACCCUCGUGCUCGGCUGCCGCCAGCUGCGCGGGUGCGACGCGCUCUCCUUUGCGCCCUACCCGCCGCUGCCGCCCUCCCUCCCCGGCGCGCUCGAGGCUGCCGGGUUGCGCGCCGACGCAAACCUUUGGGACAGGGUCGACGACUUUCACUGGAUCAAGGCGCAGCAGUCGCCCCACUGGGCAGUGCUGCCCGAGGCGCGGCGUAUCGCAGAGUUCGAUUGGACCAGACCCUAGUAGCUACAGACUCGAGUGGCGGCCAGACUCGAUUGGUGGGGAAGGCGGGAUGAGUCCACGCGGAGGAGGUGCGCGUUUUCCGGACGGGGAUGGUGCGCUUCACCGACGCCACCGUUACACGCAGAGAGAACCGCGCGCGGGGCCCAACCCGCCACUCUGAGAACGAGAUGGUGCGUGCCGUGCGCGUAUCUCACGCCCUCGCUCCUCCGCGAAAGUCUCUUUUUGCUCACGCGAUGAACAUAUGGCUUGUGGGCUCUUCUAGAGUAAAGCCGACAGCACACGUAGUAGUAAUGAGUAAAUUUUCGU